CUACAGCAGAAUGAACAGCCACAACAGGAAGAACAGCCACAGCAAGAAAGCGUACGAACAGGAAAACCCCUGGAAUCAGACGAGGAAAAGCCGCAACAGGAAAGUCAGCCACAGCAGGAGAGCGAACGGAAGACCGAGCCUCUUGUACUACCAGGAGAAGAAAAAUUAAAACAGGAAGACCAGCCACAGCAGGAAAGUGUACGGACGGCAAAACCCCUCGCACCAGAAGAACAAAAAUCACAACAGGGAGGCCAGCCCCAGCAGGAAAGUGUUGCGAAAACAGCGUGUGCUCUAGCACCAGAGAACAAAAAUCACAACAGGGAGGCCAGCCCACAGCAGGAAAGUGUGCGAACGGCAGUACCUCUAGCACCAGAGGAACAAAAAUCACAACAGGGAGGCCAGCCCCAGCAGGAAAGUGUGCGAACGGCAGUACCACUAGCACCAGAAGAACAAAAAUCACAACAGGAAGGCCAACCACAGCAGGAAAGCGUACGAACGGCCAAAUCCCUUGAACCAGAAGAAUUGAAA
Ostertagia ostertagi is the source of this 528-nucleotide messenger RNA. The record is from the annotation of a GenBank genome assembly. NCBI's taxonomy places the organism in Eukaryota, Metazoa, Nematoda, Chromadorea, Rhabditida, Trichostrongylidae.